GUAAAUCCCCCUCAAACACGGUAGCCAUGUUCUACAUCCGCAGCUACAAAUACAGAAAAAUAGAACAGGAAUUGCGUUGUAUUAGUCCGCAAAAAAAAUAACUUUAAACCUUUGAUAUAAAGGUCUGUAAUUAUUUAAACGUGAUACAUGUCAUUUAGCUACGAAGCAACAGCCAUUCUGCAGCAAUGUGUCCUCUCCUAUAGCAGGCUGCCAUUUCUACCUCCCCCUCUACAGUGAAACAAACACACCACUUGUAUUCUUCCGCAGAGGGCUUGCGCUUUUUCUUUUGAGGGACUGGGGGAGGGGGUUUAAAACAAACAUUUCUCCACGACUGACCAACCGCCACUAAAAUUUACUCCAAAGGGAUAGUUAGCCAAGAAUAACUUGGCGGUUGUUUAUUUGCUCGUGGAGGACGGUGUUUUGCGGGGUAAUCCGUACAUCGCGCACUAAUUGUCGCUUCGCGGAGAAAUACUCGACGCAGCCGGGACUUUAUGUUAGCGGAGCUGAAUGGAGGCAGCCUCUCUUCCUGGUGGAUAAACAGUGACAGCUACAGGGCAGCCACCUAGACCCACCACACAGGCUGUGGCGCUGCCCUGGCAAACAACACCAAAAUGGCUUCAGACAGUACACACAUCGCGCAGUUGACUUCUGAACUGUACUUCCUAAUAGCCCGAUUUCUAGAAGCUGGACCGUGUCAAAAAGCAGCCGAGACCCUGAUAAGGGAGGUGGAGGAGAAGGAGCUGCUACCCAUAAGGCUGGACUGGACAGGGCAAGAACACCCCGGGACGUACGAAAAUUUGGUGAAGCUAUACCGGCACAUCAGUCCAGACCACCUGCUGCAGGUCUGCUCCAGAGUUUGUCCACUGCUGGAGAGUGAGCUCCCUGCCAGUGUGCCUGGACUCAGCAGCCUGCUGGGGGCCGGCAGGCAGAAUCUUCUCCGCUCCAGCAAGAGCUGCAAGAAUGUUGUGUGGAAGGGCUCAGCGCUGGCCGCGCUGCACUGUGGACGACCACCGGAGCCGCCUAUUAUCUAUGGGAGCCCGCCUAAUAUUGUCGAGACGAGCUUCGGCCGUCGACUGAACGGCUCCUACCGUCUGCGGCAGCUGCUGCCCACGGCUGUGUACCUGCACAUGAAGAUGCACAAGAGGAUCCUGGGACACCUGUCAUCCGUGUACUGCGUCACCUUCGACAGGACGGGACGACGCAUCUUCACGGGCUCUGACGACUGCCUUGUGAAGAUCUGGGGAACAGAUGACGGCCGUCUGCUGGCGACGCUGCGCGGCCACGCCGCUGAGAUUUCCGACAUGGCCGUCAGCUACGAAAACACCAUGAUCGCUGCUGGGUCCUGUGACAAGACUAUCAGGGUGUGGUGCUUACAGACCUGCGCCCCUCUGGCCGUCCUGGAGGGACACGCUGCCUCUAUCACCUCACUGCAGUUUUCUCCUUUCUGUUGCGGCUCAAAGCGCUACCUGUCGUCCACCGGAGCUGAUGGCACCAUCUGCUUCUGGCAGUGGGAUGCACGCACGCUCAAGUUUGGUCAAAGGCCCAGUAAAUUCACGGAGCGUUCCAGACCUGGCGUCCAGAUGAUCUGCUCCUCCUUCAGCGCAGGUGGUAUGUUCCUGGCCACAGGAAGCACGGAUCACAUCAUCAGGGUGUACUACUUUGGGUCAGGCCAACCUGAGAAGAUCUCAGAACUUGAGUCCCAUACAGACAAAGUCGACAGCAUCCAGUUCUCACAUUGCAGUGACAGGUUUGUAAGCGGCAGCAGGGAUGGUACAGCCCGAAUCUGGCAGCUGCAGCCUCAGGGCUGGAGGAGCAUUCUGCUGGACAUGCAGACCAAAUUACCCGGGAAGUACAACCCUCCUCCGCUGGAAGACAAGGUGACCAAACUGAAGGUUACCAUGGUAGCAUGGGAUCGCCAUGACAGCACAGUGAUCACAGCAGCCAACAAUCUGACGCUGAAGGUGUGGAACUCCACCACCGGCAACCUCGUCCAUGUCCUGAUGGGUCAUGAGGAUGAGGUGUUUGUCCUGGAGCCACAUCCCUUUGAUCCGAGAAUCCUUUUCUCAGCGGGGCAUGAUGGGAAUUGCAUCGUGUGGGACCUGGCCAGAGGAGUCAAGAUCCGCUCCUAUUUCAACAUGAUCGAGGGCCAAGGCCACGGAGCGUUGUUUGACUGCAAAUGUAGUCCAGAUGGGCAACAUUUUGCAGCCACCGACUCCCACGGACACCUGCUCAUCUUUGGCUUUGGCUCCAGCAGCAAGUAUGACAAGAUAGCGGACCAGAUGUUCUUCCACACCGACUACCGGCCACUGAUCCGAGAUGCCAACAACUACGUGCUGGACGAGCAGACGCAGCAGGCGCCACACCUGAUGCCCCCUCCCUUCCUGGUGGAUGUGGACGGGAACCCCCACCCACCCAGAUACCAGCGGCUGGUGCCUGGCAGGGAGGGCUGCAGGGACGAGCAGCUCAUCCCGCAGAUGGGGGUCACUUCCUCAGGCCUGAACCAAGUGGUGAGCGAGCAGGCGGUGGAUGGCUCCAGUCCUCUGGAUACGAUGAUUCAGAGGCUGCAGCAGGAACAGGACCAAAGACUGGGAGCCAGUGACACCAGGUCCAACAGAGGAUCGGUGGGUUCGCCCACAGAGGUGCACUCCCCGCCCAACGUGGGUCUGCGUCGCAGCGGGCAGAUCGAGGGCGUCCGCCAGAUGCACAGCAACGCCCCGCGCAGCCAGAUGGCCACAGAGGGAGACCUGGUGGCCUGGAGCCGCAGGGUGCUGGUCCCGGAGCUGGAGAACGCCUCUGUCAGGAGACAGAUAAACUGGCGUGAGGCUAAAGGGGAAGAGGAGGUUAAUAUUUAUCAGUCAGAGCGGAGGCGACGUACCAUCCACUCUCUCCCCAAGGAGAGCAGGGUUCACCCGACAUCCGAGUCGGUUGACGAGGGGAGGAGGAGCCAGGGUAACCACGGCUACCACACACGUGCAGCUAUGGAGGAGACGAGCCGCCAGAGCGCCGAGGCUGCCGAUGACGAUGAAAGCACCUCAGAGGUAGACACGGGAGAGGUAGAGGUUCGGCAAACCAACGGGCAUUCCUCCUCCGAGGAGAAGGAAGAGGAACCAAAGGAGCCCUGGCCGGAUGACCACAGUAGUUCAAGUGACUACUCCAGCGAUUACUCCGACUGGACAGCGGACGCGGGGAUCAACCUUGAACCGCCCAAGAAGAGCGUGAAAGUGAAAAAGAAAAGCAGCAGCUCAGAGGAAGACGGAGAGAAGAAAAGGGACGGGAAGAAAGAAAGAAAGAAGGAUAAAGCAGACAAGGACGGCGCGUUACCAAAGAAGAAGCAGCCAAAGGAGAAGAGGAAGAGGGCCGAGUUUCAAGAGCAAGGGCUAACUCUGGAGGAGUGGCUUCCUUCUGCCUGGAUCACAGACACGGUCCCCCGGAGAUGUCCCUACAUACCCCAGAUGGGAGACGAGGUAUACUACUUCAGACAGGGCCAUGAAGCCUAUGUGGAGAUGGCCAAACAAAAAAAGAUUUACAGCAUCAACGCUAAGAAGCAGCCCUGGCACAAGAUGGAGCUACGGGAGCAGGAAUUGAUGAAGAUAGUUGGCAUCAAGUAUGAGGUUGGCUUGCCCACACUGUGCUGUCUGAAGCUUUCCUUCCUGGACCCUGAUACGGGCAAACUGACCGGAGGAUCCUUCUCUAUGAAAUACCACGACAUGCCUGAUGUAAUCGACUUCCUGAUACUGCGGCAGCAGUUUGACAAUGCCAGAAGGAGGCAGUGGAGUAUAGGCGACAGGUUUCGGUCAGUGAUUGACGAUGCUUGGUGGUUUGGGACCAUUGAGAGCCAGGAGCCCUACCAGCCUCAGUAUUCUGACAGCCUGUUUCAGUGCUACAAUGUCUGCUGGGAUAACGGAGACACAGAGAAGAUGAGUCCCUGGGACAUGGAGCCCAUACCUGAUGAUGCCACGUUCCCUGACGAGUUAGGCACCAGUGUCCCGCUGGUAGAAGAGGAACAGAAGGAGCUGCUGUACGUCCCACUGGAUGGGGAAUGGGGCUGCCGCACACGCGCAGAGGAGUGCGAACGCAUCAUCAAAGCCAUCGACCAGCUCUGCACACUCGAUGUUGCCGCGCCAUUUGCCUUUCCAGUGGACCUGCAAGCUUACCCCACAUACUGCACAGUAGUGGCCUACGUCACCGACUUGAGCACCAUACGGGAGAGGCUGGUCAACCGCUUCUACAGGCGACUGUCCUCUCUGAUGUGGGAGGUUCGUUACAUCGAACAUAACGCACAAACAUUCAACGAGCCCGGAUCAUUCAUUGUCACUACCGCCAAGUUUGUCUCUGACCUCAUGCUGCAAUUCAUUAAGGACCAAAAUCUGACGGACCUCAAGCCCCUUUACAAAACUAUGAAGAAGGCUACCUUCUCUGACUCUGAAGAUGAGGACGACGAGGAAGAGGAUGAGGAUACUAAUACUCCUGGAACAUCCACACGAAACCAUAAGGGUCGUCGACCCACUCAGCGGCAACUGCGAACCCGACCCCCGUCAUAUGACCCUCAUGCGUGGCGGGGCCGCUGUAAGGAGCUGCUGGACCUCAUCUUUCAGUGUGAAGACUCGGAGCCCUUCAGAGAACCUGUGGACCUGCAGGAAUACCCGGACUACCUGCAAAUAGUUGACUCACCAAUGGACUUUGGCACCGUUCUCAACACGCUCAAAGAUGGAAAGUACCAAUCUCCCAUUGAGCUCUGCAAAGAUGUCCGGCUCAUUUUCAGCAAUUCCAAAGCUUACACGCCCAGUAAGAAGUCUCGGAUCUACAGUAUGAGUCUGAGGCUCUCUGCGCUGUUUGAGGAGCACGUCAGCUCCAUUCUGGCCGACUACAAAGCCAUCCACGGCCUGACCAAUAAACUGACCAGACAGGGAACAGACAGACAGACACGACACACUACGGACAGACAGACACGGCACGCCAUGAAGAGGAGGAGGAGGAGCGAAUCUCCAGCAAGCAGCACCGCGUCCAGUCCAGAGAGGAAGAGACGUGUAUCAUCCAGGGGGACAGGAAAAAAGGAGCCAUCACCGCCACCUUCACGAGCCUCCUCUCUGAGACAGAGCAUCCCCGUCAAACAGCCCCCUCAGCUGGUCAACGGGAAGGCUGACACAGCGGCCGCAGGGCGUACACGAAGUGCGGCGCGCCAUUCUACACACUCUCCACCCUCCUCUUCCUCCUCACAUAACGCUGGAAGCAGCACACAGAGCACAGCAGAGUCCACUCGCUCACUGAGGGCUCAUAACUCUGUGUCAGCUUCAACAACCGCAGCGCCUCAAAGGGUGACACCCUCUCCAGCCGCAGACAGUAACAGUGGAGGAAGCACCCGGAGGAAACUCAGGACUCCUGUACGGCUCACACCUGGAUCUCCCGCCAGCCCUUCAUCUCCGAGCACAGUCCACCUGAAUGGCCACGGUAGUCAUGUGACCCUGGGAGUCGGGAGGAGGGGGCGGAAAUCCAAAGUGGAGCCACCGGCGAGUCCUCCAGAAGUCACGGCUCCGGGGAGCCCGUCGAGACCCAGAGGCCGCCCUCCGGGCAAGAAGAGAGGCAGGAAGAGCAAGCAGGAGCUGGAGGAGAUGAGACGGAGCGGCAAGCGCAGGAGCUCCACCCCCGACGACGAGCUCGACCAAUCGACGGGGGACGAAGGUGGGACGUCUUCUGCUCAGGAAACAUCUGUGCUGUCGGACUCUGGCACGCCGUCGACACCGAGGCGGCGCGGCCGGCCCCGAGCGGUAAGGACUGACGAAGCCGCUCCUCCUCCUCCUCCUCCUCCUCCUGCUGAGUCACCGGAGCCAUCUCCGCUGAGGAGGAGCAGCAGGAGGGCCAACGAAGAGGCCACGCCUCCUCCCCAGACUGCUCCUCAACGAUCCAACCCGAGGGAGUCUCCAAAUGAGGAGGAAGGAGACGAGGCGGGAGGGUCGAUGCGCACACGUAACCAGGGGCGACGGUCGGCCUGGUACAUGGAGGAGGACUCUGAGGAGGAGCAGAGGCAGCUGCUGUUUGAGGACUCGUCAAUCACCUUCGGCACCUCCUCAAAGGGGCGUGUUCGCAAGCUGACAGAAAAGGCCAAAGCCAACCUCAUAGGCUGGUAACCCGGGACAACGGAACAGACACACAGGAUGUGAGGAGGAGGCUGACUGCCCUGACAGAGAAGAAAUCUGCCUGAGAUUUCUUAGCCUACGCGACGGAAGAGUAGUGGGCUGAGUUGAGGAAGUCAUGCUUUGUGUGCAUCUGUGUGCGCGUUAAUGUGCGUGUACCGUCUGGGGAGCUGCUAGUCCAGCUGCUGCUAUUCAGAGCUGUGGCGAUGGAGAGACACAACAGCGCAGUUAUCUGUCCACUCCUCCCUCCUCUUGGCCCAGAAAGUACAUCACUACGCCAACUGUUGGCUUUCUGAAUCAUUUGUUCCACCUCCUCCUACAUUAUUGGUCCAUGUUGGAUCCAACAGGAGCUCACUGACUCCAUUGCUGGUGGUCUCGUGACUCGCUCCUGUCCAGUGAACCACUUCUCCCCUCCGUCUGCCCUGAAAAACACCGCUGGUGUCUAACUGGGCACAACAGUAGUUGAACAGUUUUAGUACUUGAAAAAAAUCCCAAGGAGAGCUGGGUGUAUCUUAUCUCACUCUUUGGACUUUUCGAGUGUCUCUGCUGGGUAGGUCAAAGACGCCCACUGAGCUGAAACUGCUAGGUCUGUGACGGAUUACCCCCCCUCCCCCCACUUCUUCUUUCUUCCCACUCUUUUUUUAUACAACCCCCCCGACUCUCUGCUUUUUCUAAGAUUUGUACGUGAUGAUCGGCUCUCUGUUUUGGAAGUCUUACACGUCGGCUGACCUGAGUGUGUCUGCGCUAAAAUACCAAAUGGUGUACCUUUGUUGGUACUGUAGAACUGUAGGUUUUGUUUACUGUGGGUGUGUUUUUUUUUUUUUUUGCAUGUUCAUUAGAAAGAAAAAGCAUCUCUUCCCCCCCCCCCCCAUAAGCUGUUUUUACUGUGAGGAGAAAAGGAUGCAUGGGUGAAAGGGUCAUUUAUAUGUCUCGAUAGAUCAUGUUUCAAAUGAGUCCUCAACAUUAGCAAUACCUUGUGCCUUUAUGUCUUUGGUGUGUGUGUGUGUGUGUGUGUGUGUGUGUGUGUACGUGCGCGCGUGUGCUCGCGCGCGUGCGUGCUUGGCCUCUGCCCUGCAAAGUACAUGUGCCUGUAUGCGUACGGAUAAGUUGUGACUACGUGAGUUUGCGUAACUGAAGGAGUGUGUGUGUGUGUGUUUUUAUAACACAACUGAGUGCGUCAUUCACUUUCAGCGUACAAACAGUGGCAUACAGUUUGAUCGUUGUGAAACCUCUCAAAGAAAUGUAUUUAUAGCAGUUGGAGAAAAAAAAAAGACUUUACCGUUGUUGUAAAACCAUUAUUCAUGUCAAUAUAUUAUCCUAUAACCAACCUAUCGUCAGUUUAUACCUAAGGUACAGCCAGUGGAGCUUUGGGUGACUAGCUUUGAGAUGCACUUACCACAGACCGGUUAUCAAUGCAGUCGUAGGGAGUAACCCAGUGUAUUUUAAAUAUUGUUAACAUAUAAAAAUGAACUUUUUAAAUGUUGAUAUGUUUCUAUGGUGACCACACACACACACACACACACACACACACACAUCCACACACAAUUCUGUCUCUCAUGUUCUAGCACUUUCUCAUGCCUGGAGCAAACAGGAUCGAGCCAGAUCAAACUGGAUCGGACUGAAUUUGGACGGAAAGCCCGAGAGAGAGAUAGACAAGUCUUAUAUUCAUCUUUCUGAUUGUGUGCCUUCGCUACACUGGCAUAGUGAAUCCUCGGUUUCUGCUUUUGGGGCCUUUUUAUUUUUUUUCCUUUUGUUUUCGUGGACUUCCUGGUUCUGCUCAUUGCUGGGUUCAGAGAACUGGACUUCGGGGACUGGAUGGGACCUGAUUGGCUUGUAUAAUGAAAGAGAGAGAAAAGACUGAAAAAUGAACAAUCUGACUGGGGACAAACAUAACAUACGUCACUCUCUCGCUGUACACACAACCAAUGGACUGAGUUUAUAAAGAUGACGGCUUCCAGUUUGAGCAGGUAUCUGUUUUUACCCCAGCACAGAGCAACUGAAUGCCCAAAUCAGCCACUCGUGUUGUUGUUGUGGGUCUGACUGGGGAGAACUGGACGGUAGCAUCUAUAUACACCUGGUUUGUUUUCAUAGGUCUUUCUUGUCACAUAUUCAUUGAACAUAUAUCUCAUCUGUUUAUCAUUGUUUUUUUUUUGUUAUGGAUUUGUCAAUGCCAAAUUCUGUCUUUGGGCACUGAAGUUUUUUAGAACAUGGCUUUUGAAUGUGUUUAUUUUUCUGUCUCCACGGUGAGUGUGUUGAGCUCUUUCACGUAUAACGUGUCAACUGUUUUCUGUCUGUGUCCCCGGCCAUACAGGACAGCGUUUCAGUGACUAGAUCUGUGGAGUUAGAAUGGCGUUUUAUACUCUUGUCGCACUUAUUUGAGGAUACAAUUAACAACUGUUCUUUUUUUCCCACUCAGUCUGGCUUAACAUUUACUUCACAAAGGAUUUGUUUAUAUUGUGUAUACAAAGAGUUUUAUUCCAGAUUGAGACAGCCUAAAACACUGACACCUUUCUUCACAAAUGACCGUUGGCAUGAGAGUAAAUGUUAUUAUUGGGGUUUGCAUUAAAGAUAGGAAGCUAAUGAUCUUUGCCCACAAAACUGAUGCAUUUUAAGGGCAAAUAUAAACUCUUCGUGGGCACAUAAAGCUUUGGGUUUUUUUUUUCUAUCUCAGUUGCAAAUAAUCAUAUUUACAUAUAUGCACAGAUGAUCAUAAGUAGAGUGUGAAAACAAGAUUUUAGACCCAGGCUUCUCAAACCUUAGGUAUGAGCUCAAACAUAAAUGUUUACAUGAGUCAACU
This is a messenger RNA of Sander lucioperca (pikeperch), 8928 nucleotides long. RefSeq names its product pleckstrin homology domain interacting protein (gene phip). Gene Ontology annotation, molecular function: protein binding. Lineage: Eukaryota; Metazoa; Chordata; Actinopteri; Perciformes; Percidae. Gene Ontology annotation, cellular component: nucleus. Gene Ontology annotation, biological process: cytoskeleton organization; regulation of cell shape; regulation of transcription by RNA polymerase II. The record is from RefSeq and is a predicted model, not a curated record. The transcript is spliced from 40 exons. The coding region runs from base 612 to 6125 and encodes 1837 amino acids.